Lepisosteus oculatus (spotted gar) is the source of this 6100-nucleotide messenger RNA. The record is from RefSeq and is a predicted model, not a curated record. Lineage: Eukaryota; Metazoa; Chordata; Actinopteri; Semionotiformes; Lepisosteidae.
AGAACGACGCGAGCCGAGCGCCUCGCUCCGGGGCACCACAGCAACCAGGACACCAGGGGGAAUUGAGCCCUGAGUCCAGGGACGCUCCCACUCCUGCAGGAUGGUUUAGUUUGGCCUUUCCAGAACUGACAUCCUUCCUUUUAUUUAUGCAUAAGCACUAAAAGAAAUCAUUUGGAGAGGCUUGUAGCAGUCACCCCCGCUUUUCCAACGGAGCUACAUGGCUUUUUGUUCGCCUCUUCUGCUCUGAGGACCGAAAGCAGGGAAGGGGGGGCGGGGGGAGAUCUCCCGAGGAGAAGGUGGAAGUGAUGCACGGCGAUAUUUCCUGCACCUGUGGAUGAGCUCAUCCCCCGGGCUGGGUGGACGCACGCAGGAGCGCUCAGUCCAACAUGCUCGGCGAGGCGCUGGGUGGAGCGUCGGCGCGUGCUGCAGGAACUGGGUCGCGAGCAGCCUGCCCUCCGCCGGCGAGGAGCUCGCGGGGAUAAGCGCGGCGGCGGUCCGCGCGGCAUGGGCGACGCGGAAGACCGGCCCUGCGCCGCGGACGAGGGGCUGCUGGCCACCUGGCGCUGGAGCCGGAGCGCCAGGGAGCAAGUGCAGCUGAAGCAGAAGAUCAGGGACCUACCUGCGCUGCUGAAGCACGGAUUGCAUCUGAGGAAGAAAAGUGCCGAGGCACAAUCAGCACCUGAUACCAUUCCCGGACAGAGCACCGAGAUUUCAAAACAGAAGGUCUGCGCAGAGAGUUUCCCCUGUGCUGGAAGAGCCCUGAGGAACGCGUUCCUGUCUCACAGCCUGUACCCUGCGAGAGACAGGAUUCACCUGGCCAGGAUUAUAAGGAGGAGCUAUGUGGGUCUGGAGCUGGUGCAGUGGCUGCUGGAGCAGUGCUUGUUCGUGCAGUGCCGGGCGGUGGCGGCCAGGGUGUGGCAGGUCCUGCUGGAGCUGGGCAUUCUGCUGUCAGUCGACCAGCACGUCGUGUUUGAGGACUCCAAUGUGUUCUACCAGUUCUCCUACGAUGAGUGCGAGCUGCAGCACUGCGAGUUCAAGAGCGAGAAGGACUGGCAGGACAGCGUCCGGCUGCUCCUGCAGCUCGUGCCCUACGUGCAGUUCCGCGUCGGAGUGAGCAGUCCUCCAGACAGAGAAGGAGAACAGAAGAAGGAACUCUGCAAUGAAAUUCUACAAAUGAAGGCACUGGAGCGCUUAACAUCAACAGUGCAGAACGAGCUGGCGGCGGCGCUUGCGAGGAAGGCGCGGAGGUCAGUUGCAGUGGCUGACGAAGAGGAGCAGGCGGGAGCGGAGGAGGCCGGGCCGGAGCAGGAGCGGAGCGGAGAGAAGCCCGCCCCUGACGAUAACGAUACGUAUCGGAGCACCCCCGCGCCCCACCCCCCCCGGCCCGAGCCAGCCUGGGCCAGCCUGGGCGGGCUCUUUCCCAGGAGCUCAUUCACCUCCCCUUGCCGGUGCCGAGUGGAACAGGAAGCGUCUGGCAGCAGCGCCAGAGAUCCCUGCAGCCCCGCGCACUUUCCCUCAGAGCUCCGUGGGGAUGCUGCUAGUCUGCUCCCGAGCGCCCGCCGCCUCGCCGCACGUGCUGUAGGAGAACGUCGAGCCGCCCCGGCGCUGCGCCCCUGCCCUGCCCGAGGCCGAGCCAUGUCCUGGGGCUGUGGAUUAAAGUAUCUCUUCACUCUGCCCCCGGCUCUCCAGACAGGGGUGGUCUGCACGCUCCACGACAAGGAGGACCUCAGCCGGCUCGAGAUGGUCCAGAGGCUGGCCAAGGACGGCUGCCGUCUCCUCCAGGUGCCGAACAGCAGAGCGCCGGACAGGCCCUGCGAGCCGCCGAGCGAGGAGACGAGCCGCGUGUGCCUGAAGGAGAGAGGCCAGGAUGUCCUGGUGCUUCAGAGGGCGUCGUCAGAGAGGCCGGCCCCCCUGGCAUCAGCAGGGGGCGGGAGGGAGGAGGAGAAGGACAGGAGGUAGCCUCUCUCUCUCUCUCCUGCACACACACACCCGCUGACUGCAGCGCUCGGCGCGCGCGGAUGGAGUGUGUCAGCUCGCAGAGGGCUGGAGCAGAGGCCACUGCAGAGGCUGUCCUGUAGCCUGCAGCAGCUCAGGCAGCGGGCGGACGCACUGGACAUGGGCAGCGCCCGGCUCCGCGCGCUGGACCUGUGCCCCGACGGCGGGCUGGUGCCGGCCGCCCUGGUGGAAGAGGAAGAGGACGAGGAGGACGAGGAGGGGUCGGAGGACAGCAGCAUCAGGGGGGCAGCCCGGCCCACCUUUGACGUGCCUUACUUCCGAUACAUCGACGAGGAGGGAGAGGAGGCGGAGGAGGAGGAGACAGAGGAGGAAGAGUGGAGCAGCAGCCGCUCCUUCUCCUCCGCCGAGGAAGACUCCACCGACUCCUCUGUUGUGUCCGACAGGUACGUGGUGGUGUCGGGCACCCCGGAGAAGAUCCUGGAGCACCUUCUGAGUGACCUGCGGCUGGACGAGGGCCAGGGCACGCCGGGCAAGGAGACGGAUCUCUGUGUCUGGAAUCCCCCCGGAGCUGGCGGCCCUGGCAGAGAGAGAAUUGAUUGCGGUCUGCAUGCCGGUGGUAGCCGAGGUGUCUCGGGGAGCCGGGGAGUCUUCAGUUCAAAAGGCGCGAAGAGCGUGAUGGUUUUGGAAAGUAAAGUGUAUUUGCACACACGAGAGUUUGAUCGAUCCUGUUGGUUGACAGGCCUCAGUAUUGAGGGCAGGAUCAUUAUCAUCAUCAUCAUCAUCAUGUCUGUAAUAAACACCUUCAUCUUCCUGCAGACCUUGUAUCGGUAUGUGCUGGAUGACCUUUACGAAUACCCAACACUUGAAAAGGAUUUGAAGGAAUUUCAGAAGCUCCUGCGAAUGCACCGCAGACACACUGUCGAUGAGUACUCCCCCCACAGAAAGAAUAAAGCCCUCUUCCACCAAUUCAGCCUUAAGGAAAACUGGCUCCAGCCCAGAGGGCCACACAGUGAGGCAAAGGAAGUGUUCUGCCGCGUGUACGUGACGACGGACUCGUACGUGAGUGUGAAGGCCAAGGCGCCCGUCUCGGCCCAGGAGCUGCUCAGGGCCGUGGCUGAGAAGAUGGAGCAGACGGAGGAAGACAUGGCGUUAAUGGUGGUGACCUUCACUGGAGAAAAGCACAUCCUCCAGCUGCACGACAGUGUGUAUUCGGAAUCGCUGCCAGAAUCUGGGCGUCUUGUUGUUUGUAGAAAAGACCUAAGUGAUAUAAUGGUGAGAGCAGUGUUUUUGCUAUUCGUGUUCAAACAAGAGCUGAUCCACUACACCUUCGGCCAGCAGGGCGGCAGCAGGGCCGCGGUGGGGCUGGAGCUCCUGCUGCAGCGAUGUGACGAGGUGCAGAUGUGGGUGAUGACCGAGAUCCUGCUGUGCACUCAGCUCUGCAAGCGCGUGCAGCUGGUCAAGAAGUUCGUCAAAAUCGCGGCUCACUGCAGGGCUCAGAGAAACCUUAACUCCUUCUUUGCCAUCAUCAUGGGGCUCAACACCGCAGCAGUCAGCCGGCUGAGCCACACCUGGGAGAAAGUACCAGGGAAAUUCAGAAAGCUAUUUUCAGAACUCGAACUGCUAACAGACCCCUCCUUAAACCACAAGGCCUACAGGGAUGCUUUCAAGAAGAUGAAACCUCCAAAAAUCCCUUUCAUGCCUCUUCUUCUGAAAGAUAUCACAUUCAUCCAUGAGGGAAAUAAAACCUUCCUAGAUAACCUCGUCAACUUUGAAAAGCUGCACAUGAUUGCAGACACUGUCCGGCUCGUAAGGCACUGCCAGACCGAUCAGUUGGGGAGCGAGGGCGGCCAGAAGGACAGCCAGGAAGUGAGGAGCUACGUCCACCACCUGCACAUCAUCGACAAUCAGCAGGCGCUCUUCGAGCUCUCCCACCGGCUGGAGCCCCGCGCGUAGCCAGCACCUGGGGGGCCGCACCUGGGGGGCCCCGCCCGCCUGCGUCUCCAGCCUGCGCGACGGGACCGGGGCAGGAGCGCCGGGCUCCUCGGAGACGCGCAGGACAGCCCCGAGCUUGUCUCCUCACCGGAAAUCGCCGGAGGACACCGGCCGGAUCACCGGGGCGAGGGUUGGAGCCGGACAUCAGCUCGCCGUGAGCAAGCACGGAGAACAGGCUUUUAACCCAGACUCGCAGUUCACCGUGCCCUUCUCCGGGAAGGUUUCACAUCGAGUUAUGUGAAUAACAUUAUGGUUUAAAACUCUUGAAAUUUCACCACAGAGGGAGGUAAUGCGAAUAUGCGCAUUUACCGAGGUUUUACUGUAAUAUACAGUUAUUUGCAAUUGUAUAAAGCUGAACUUUGACACGAGUUUCUGAAGAAACGGAGCACUGUUACUCAAGACAACAGUUAAUGGGCACAUCUGACAUGCACAUGGUUUAUACGCUUAGCUGCUGAAUCAAGGAGGGAUCAUGGUGGCAAAUUUCUGUACAGUUUGGUUGUGUUAAAUUCACAGUUGUUAGUUCUUCUAAUAUGUAACAAUGUGAAAAGAUUUUUUCUAAGAUGCCAGUAUUAAACAUUAGUUUGUUUUGCUUUUCUACGUUGCAGUACGUAAAGACAGAAAAUUGCCGGUCUCUCUUCGUGCGGGUCUGUAUGUGGAUCGCCCUGAACACAGGGGGUGUCAGGAGUAGAGUCCAGACCAGGCCCGUCUCCACGCCGCGCACUGUCGUGCAUGUUCGUGCAUGGCCAGGUCUCAGACUGCCGCCUUUGUGAUGGGUUUCCUGGCGUUUAUACUACGCUGUGAUGCUGGUCACUCACGAGGGGGCCAAGGCAUCAUCUGAAGUGUUGUGAACUGUUAUAAUGAUGCCACUAGCAACGGCAGAAGGAAAACUUUGUUAGAAAAUAUGCAGUUUAUGUCUUUUUUUAAAAAACACUUGACUCUCGCUCCUUCUUCAUGUGUUUUGUCUACUGUUUAAAGAUUUUGCUUGCAGCUGAGCGCUACAGGAAAUGAGACAUUAAUCAGUCUUUACUGCUUUCACUUUUAAUAUAAAAUUGAGGAACGUGGGAACAUCCUGCCUCCCCUUCUUUCUCAGGAAAUGCGCAUUGGAUAUACAAACCUUUUUUGCUAUGCUGUACCCUGGUCAAAAUCUUCCUGACAAAUAUCUGGGGCUGUCAGAGCACUAGAAGUUGCUCCAGUUCCUAAAAUGAUACCUUGUCUAAUUUUAGUUUCCUUCCCUGUGAUGGCAGAAUAGUUCGUCCGUGCCUAGACAUGAGACGAGCAAACAGCAGGGGAGUGGAAAGUGAUUCGCAGAUUCCAGUGCUGAAAUGUGACAGAAUGGAGCUGUGACUGAGGUGUUAGACCUCCUCGUGCAUCCCAUUGCCCUCGGGCACGUGGUGCUCUCCCUCUCUGCAGACCCAGCUGCCAUCUUCAUCCUUCCAGAGUACAGAACUGCACGUGGACAAUCGGACAGCUGCACUGAGACACCAGCCUGUUUUGGGAUUAUUUUAUUAUUGACUAUUUUGGGAUGUUUAUGAGACGAUAGAUCUCUCUAUUAUUAACAUUGAUCAGGAUGAAAACAAUAUCAGAACCUUAUUUAUUUGAUUUACUGUAAAACAUUUUACAGUAUUCAUUGCCUGUUGAAGUCAGCUUUAUUAAAGUGGAAUUUAUUUAAGCUGCUUUAUUGUAUUAUCUAGUGUUGUCAGAAACUAAUGAACAGGUUAGCUGUUGCUGAUAGAUUGUCUAGCAAUACCUCUUCAGAACUGACUCUGGCUACUCUAGAGACUGUUUUAACACUUACAAGAAACAAAAACAUGUAUAUAAGUGCAAUGGGUAUUAUUCCACACUUCAAUUUCAACUGGAACAUGGAUAGAAGGUGUACCCUCACGAUAUUAAUCCUUCUCUGAAUCAAAAUGUUUUAUUGUGAAUUUUUUCUUGUCCUCUGAUACAUUUCUUUUACAAUAUUUCAAUAUGCCGGAGCCAUAAAAGCACUAAUGUUUCAUCUGUUUAGCAGUAAAGUAUUUAAUGGACUUUCAUAAUAACAUCCUGAAAUCUUUAAUUUAUAAAAGCGCUUUGUUCACGCAACUACAGUGUAGAUUUCCUGUAAUAUGUUGUGAAUAGUGAAAGACUGGGCAUUAAAACUAUUUAUUAAUGGAGA